AUGUGGGGGAGGCUCUGGCGCCUUCUCCUGAGUGUCCUCACAGCAACUGCAGUCCCGGGACCCUCGCCACGAAGACCAUCCAGAGAACUAGAUGCCACCCCGCGGAUGACUAUCCCCUAUGAAGAGCUCUCUGGGACCCGGCACUUCAAGGGCCCCGCCCAGAACUACUCGACACUGCUGCUGGAAGAGGCCUCAGCAAGGCUGCUGGUGGGAGCCCGGGGCGCCCUGUUCUCUCUCAAUGCCCGCGACAUAGGAGACGGGGCACACAAAGAGAUCCUCUGGGAGGCCUCCCCGGAGAUGCAAAGCAAAUGUCAUCAAAAAGGAAAAAACAAUCAGACCGAGUGCUUCAACCAUGUGCGGCUCCUGCAGCGUCUCAACGCCACCCACCUCUACGCGUGUGGGACUCACGCCUUCCAGCCGCUCUGCGCAGCCAUUGACGCCGAGACCUUCACCUUGCCAACCAGCUUCGAGGAGGGGAAGGAGAAGUGUCCUUAUGACCCAGCCCGGGGCUUCACAGGCCUCAUCAUCGAUGGAGGCCUCUACACAGCCACCCGGUACGAAUUCCGGAGCAUUCCCGACAUCCGCCGGAGCCGCCACCCGCACUCCCUGAGGACUGAGGAGGCGCCCAUGCACUGGCUCAAUGAUGCUGAGUUUGUGUUCUCCAUCCUGGUGCGGGAGAGCGAGGCCAGUGCGGUGGGGGACGAUGACAAGGUUUACUACUUCUUCACGGAGCGCGCAGCGGAGGAGGGUUCGGGCAGCUUCGCUCAGAGCCGCAGCAGCCACCGGGUGGCCCGUAUGGCCCGUGUGUGCAAAGGAGACCUGGGAGGGAGGAAGAUCCUACAGAAGAAGUGGACCUCCUUCUUAAAGGCGCGUCUCAUCUGCCACAUCCCACAGUACGAGACCCUGCGUGGUGUCUGCAGCCUGGACGCUGACACCUCCGCCCGCACACACUUCUACGCGGCCUUCACGCUGACCACACAGUGGAAGACCCUGGAGGCCUCAGCCAUCUGCCGCUAUGACCUGACGGAAGUGCAAGCUGUCUUUGCAGGCCCCUACAUGGAGUAUCAGGACAGUGUCCGGCGCUGGGGCCGCUAUGAGGGUGCGGUGCCGGAGCCCCGGCCAGGCUCGUGCAUCACAGAUUCCUUGCGCAGUCAAGGCUACAACUCAUCCCAGGACCUGCCAUCGCUGGUCCUGGACUUUGUGAAGUUGCACCCCCUGAUGGCUCGGCCCGUGGUGCCCACACGCGGACGGCCCUUGCUGCUCAGGCGCAGCGUGCGUUACACACACCUCACAGGGACACCUGUCACCACGCCUGCCGGACCCACCUAUGACCUGCUCUUUCUGAGCACAGCUGAUGGCUGGAUCCACAAGGCUGUGGUCCUGGGCUCUGGGAUGCACAUUAUCGAAGAGACACAAGUGUUCAAGGAGCCCCAAUCUGUGGAGAAUCUGGUCAUCUCUCCGAAGCAGCAUAGCCUCUAUGUGGGGGCUCCUAGUGGAGUCAUCCAACUGCCACUGUCCAGCUGUUCCCGCUAUCGCUCCUGCUAUGACUGCAUCCUGGCCCGGGACCCUUACUGCGGCUGGGACCCCAGCACUCAUGCCUGCAUGGAGACCACCACCAUCAUGGCGAACAGGACAGCACUGAUACAGGAUAUAGAGAGAGGAAACCGAGGCUGUGAAGGCAACAGGGACACAGGGCCGCCCCCACCUCCAAUGAAGACACGCACUGUGCUCCGGGGUGAUGACGUCCUCCUGCCCUGUGACCAGCCAUCCAACCUGGCCCGGGCCUUGUGGCUGCUCAAUGGGAGCGUGGGCCUGAGUGAUGGGCAGGGUGGCUACCGCGUAGGCGUGGAUGGGCUGCUGGUGACAGACACACAGCCCGAGCACAGUGGCAGCUACGAGUGCUUCGCCGAGGAGAAUGGCCUCCGCACCCUGCUGACCUCCUACAGCCUCGUGGUACGGCCUGCCACUCCUGCCCCGGCUCCACAAGCCCCUGCCUUGCCCGGGGCACAGUUGGCAUCUGAUGUGAGGCUGCUCUAUGUGCUGGCCAUCGCUGCCCUUGGCGGCCUCUGCCUCAUCCUGGCUUCCUCCCUCCUCUACGUGGCCUGUCUUCGGGGCGGCAGACGAGGGCACCGGCGGAAAUACUCACUGGCUCGGGCUGGCAGGGCAGGGGGCUCUGCCGUGCAGCUGCAGACAGUCUCCGGCCAGUGUCCAGGGGAGGAAGAUGAGGGUGACGAUGGGGAAGGGCCUGGCGGCCUGGAGAGUGGCUGUCUCCAAAUCAUCCCGGGCGAAGGAGCCCCAGCCCCACCUCCCCCACCCCCGCCACCCCCGCCAGCCGAGCUGACCAACGGGCUGGUGGCACUGCCCAGCCGGCUGCGCAGGAUGAACGGCAACAGCUACAUGCUCCUGAGGCAGAACAACAACGGGGGGCCCACAGGGCCUUGUUCCUUCGCCGAGGAGCUCAGCCGCAUUCUGGAGAAGAGGAAGCACACACAGCUCGUAGAGCACCUGGAUGAGAGCUCGGUCUGA
Pipistrellus nathusii (Nathusius's pipistrelle) is the source of this 2526-nucleotide messenger RNA. The record is from the annotation of a GenBank genome assembly. Lineage: Eukaryota; Metazoa; Chordata; Mammalia; Chiroptera; Vespertilionidae.